This is a messenger RNA of Dreissena polymorpha, 4857 nucleotides long. RefSeq names its product E3 ubiquitin-protein ligase RNF25-like. Lineage: Eukaryota; Metazoa; Mollusca; Bivalvia; Myida; Dreissenidae. Gene Ontology annotation, biological process: protein ubiquitination. The transcript has 8 exons. The record is from RefSeq and is a predicted model, not a curated record. Gene Ontology annotation, cellular component: nucleus. The coding region runs from base 98 to 1987 and encodes 629 amino acids. Gene Ontology annotation, molecular function: protein binding; ubiquitin protein ligase activity.
UAAAGGACGGAGUUUAUACACUAUUCUUAAUUUUAGUCCAAAGAUAAAAUAUAACGACAAUUAUACACAAUUAGAACCUAAGGUUAAAAACGUCGAUAUGGCAGAAUCUGAUUUACAUGAAGAGAUUCAACUCCUUGAAGAGAUUUACAUUCAUGAGCUUCAAGUUGAAAAGGAUGAAGAGGGGCGUGCAGUACGGAUGAUUCUGCAGCUUACACCAGCCACCGGCGAGGACCUUGACAAGAUGUUUGUGUGUAUGACCUUGCUGCUAGACCUACCUCACCAGUACCCUGAUAUACCUCCUGAGUUUACCAUUAAAAAUCCACGUGGUAUUGGGGAGGAGGAAAUACAAAGUUUAGUGGAGGACAUGCAUGCUUUGUGUGAAGAAAGGAGAGGGGGCCCUGUUUUGUAUGAACUGAUUGAGCUAGCGAAGGAAAGUCUCACAGCUGGCAACACGCCCCACUGCGCCUGCAUGAUCUGUCUAGAGCAUUUCCUGGAGGGCGAGAAGUUCACGAGAACGCAGUGCUAUCACUACUUCCAUGAGAGCUGCCUAGGCCGCUAUGUGCAGCACGCCCUCAACAAAACCCCUGACACUGUACCAGCACACACAGCCGUCGCUGACCUCCAGAGAAACAAGUUGUUGUGCCCUGUAUGCCGAGAGGAGAUCAGCUACUCUGCAGCUUGUGAGGACGUGUCUAGCACGGAGCAGGUCCCUCCCUUCAUCCUAACAUCAGAACUGAGGGCCAUGCAGCAAGCCAUGUCAGCCGCCUAUGAGAGGCAGCGAGCACUAGGGGGCAUUAUUGACUUGGAGGCAGAAAAAAACAAAUACCUUGUGAAAGAGGAUGAUGUUGUACUGAUGUCUAUUCCAAAGAGUGAUGGGAUAACUAUGGAGGCAGAGUCAACUCCAGGACGACAUGAAGAACAGGAUAAGCAGCCUACCGGCAGGGGACAGACUGCUGCUCCAGGAGCCAGUAGGGGGGCCAAUGGACAGCAGGAGCGGACACAUAGGAAAGACACCUACAGGAGUAACAAGUAUCGUCCAGACAGAUAUAACAGAGGGAAUAAAGACAAUCAUCCAAAAAAUAGAACGGAUUUCAAACCAAGGUCCAGUGAAGGAUCUAGAAAUGAAGGAGCUGCUUGUGGAAUAAAUAGUAGGCUCACAACCAGCUCUGGUAAUGAUAAACCUCCCGAAAAUACCUCAGAAGAUGGAAUUGUCAAAUCCAGUUAUGAUAGUACUAAACAAGACAGACCACCUAAGAAAUAUCCAGAUAAACACUCAACAGGAUACUAUAGCACAAGGCGUGGUAGUGAUAGCACUACAAGACCUGUUAGUAGUAAAAGACCUGGUAAUGAUAAUAGACGCGGCUACAAUAACAGACCUAGUAGCAAACCUAACUGCAAUACUGCAGUUGGUGAUAGUGACACUCCAGAGCAUCUUGAACAUAGACGUUUGGAUGUGAAAUCUGAUCCAUUACAUGAACUGGAAAACAACAAAGAUGAAAAGUCUUUUAAUUCAAACAAAUAUGAACAUAAAAGUGAUUUAAGGAAAGGUCCUGAUGUUGAGUAUCACAAAAGUUCUUAUCAUCGCCAAAGAAUUUUUGAAAGGAGCCAGCCAAAGACAGACAUAUUAACAAGUGCAACUGAAAUUCAAAGCAAAUCUGAAGUGGAUGGUAAAAUGGUUCAAGAUAAUGAUGAAAGUCAUCCAAGACACCAGGAGAGUCGACAUAGACGUAAACCACAUAACCAUCAAAAAAAAGAAAAUGUGCAACAUUUUGAAAGGAAUAAUAACCAAGCUGAGAAAAAGCUAACAAAAUUACCAAAAUCUAAUGUAAAUGAUACCAAUAUAAGAACUGUUGUUGCUGUGACAAGUGACCAUGGUGCAUCCCCAGCUAACCUGGGCCCGCCACCUGGACUAUCGGUGCAGCCCCCACCAGGCAUCACUGACCAGGCCUACACACGCACUAUCAAACCUCCACCAGGCUUUUCAUGAUAACAAUUGGCAAUUCAUAGUAUCUGUUGUGCUUAUUAUAUAGUACUUAUUUUAUAUCAUUUUGAGGUAUUUCACUAACUUAACUUGAUUAAUUGCUUGUGUGUGCAAGUUUAAGAGAAUGUGUUUUAAGUUUUUGUUCACUAAUCUUUGAAUUAAUGUUAUUUGCACAAUUGUUACUUUGAUUAACUGUUAAUUGAUGAGCAGGCUUGCUAAAAGUUGGAUGAAGCUGUCACAAUGGUCGAGUGCAUUUGUGUGCCUUCAAGCAUAUUACUUGCCUGGACUAAAAUGUCAUUCAUUGUGAAUAAAUUAAUACCACAAAUGUUCACCAUGACAAGACGUGGCAUGUCACACCCAUCUCCCUACAUCAAUGGUCAAGGCUACACUUAUAGGUAUAAAGUAAAAUUUGAUCAUUAACAGUUUUUAGGACUGAAAAACUAUUUCAUUAAGAUAAUGCAUAUUAAUAAUUACUUACCAUAAAGAUCCAACACGAGGAGCUGAUGUAUCAUGAGGAAGAUACUGUCCACCUACUUAAAGGUCAAAGAUUUACAUGAAUGUCCUAGGUUUAAUUUUACCAUAUAACAUCUUGUUAGACUAUAACUUCAUCACCCAUCAUACACUUUCAAACAUUUAUUACACAAUUCAUGUUAACCAUGUGGAGAUUGUGUGUCAUGGUUACAAUUGCCUUCCUACCUCAAAGAUGAAGGUCACACUUAAAGGUCAAAGGUUAAAAUUAAGCUUUAAACAUUUUUUUCCAGACUGUUUUCUUGUCAUUGUGCAAUUUAAAAAUAAUUUACCACAAUUGUUCACCAUAUGGAAACAGCAUCUUUCUAGCCUCAAAUAACAUAACCUACCACACAUGUUGGCCAUAAGCAGAUUGCUUGUCACCUCUACAAUCUGUCCCAUAGGUAAAAGGCCAAGGUUGCACUUACAUUCAAAUGCCCACUUUGAGCAUAAUAUAGAAUGUCAGGAUUGUAACUUUCUCCUGUAUCAAGGCAAUUUUUUUGUCAUUCGCCAUAAAUGUUAACCAUUUAAAGGUGUUUCAUGUGCAAGUCCUGUGCCCCAUUAGUAAUUGUCAAGGUGGCACUAACGGUAAAGAACCAAACAUUACGGUGCUGCUUGUUAAAUAAUGACAGGCUCUAUUUACCAUUGGCUUGACAUGUUGCCAAAUGGCAUCUACUUCUGUUAAGUAGACAAAAUAUACAUUCAGAGAAUAAACACAUUAUAGUUCAGAAUUCCUUGAGCAAAUAAGAAAUAUUAAUAUCAAAUGGAUAUGGUGUUUGCCUAGCUACCAGGAGAUCAAUUGAGACCUUUUGAGCCUUCUAAAGAUCUAACCAAAAACACUUACGUACUAGGUCUACCCAGUAAAUGGACUCAAGGUUGUCAAUAAGCCUUCUGCUUUCGAUGCAAUCUAGUGAAAAUAAUUCCUGUUGAAUGAGGCAGCAUGGUACCUGAGUAUCUGAGAAAGGCACUGAUGUUGAGAUUACCUCGCUGUAGGCGCAGGGAUAUAGUUUUGGCAUUGUCUAUCUCCAGUCCUUCCAUUCAUCCCUUAUUUUUAUGCACCCGGAUCGAAUGAUCAGGGGUAUAUUGUCUUUGGCCUGUCUGUCAUUGUAUAUGUGUGUCUGUUUCAAACCUUGGUCAUAACUUUUGUAAUAUUGAAGUUGUUAACUGAUAUUUGGCAUGCAUGUGUAUCUCCUGGAGCUGCACAUUUUAAGUGGUGAAAGGUCAAGGUCAUCCUUCAAGGUCAAAGGUCAAAUAUAUGGUUCGAAGAGCAGUAGAGGGGGCAUUGCGUUUCACAAACACAGCUCUUGUUAAGGGAUAUAUCUCAGAACCUAUAUAAGAUUUCAACAUGAAACUUCAUGAUAGUAUACACAUGUAGAUAUCAAUAAGGCAAAGUGUCCUCCACAAGAUUCCUAAUUCUACACUAUUUGAAACAAGAGUAAUAGCCCUUUGUGAUUUGGCAGUGGAUAUCAAAUUAGCUUGUCUUAUUUAUGAAAGGGGUUUGGGGGUAAAUAUACAUUUUCCUUGAUUAUUGCUACAUGCAUGUGUUGCCAUGUUUAUCUGUUUAGCCAAGUUGUUUUAAUAUCCAUAAUGCUGUGCAUAAUUAAAAAUUGAAAAAACUGAUUUAGUCAGACAUUGGAGACGAAGGAUUUAUACCUCAUUUAGGUCCUGUUUCUGGCACACAGCACUUGGUAUGUCAGCUCUUUAUGGUCACUUGACCAUCCAAGCUGGAACAAGUAAGCUCAAUACAAGCUUGUCCAUUGCCAAUUCAUCCAAUUGUCAAGAGCAUAUUUAAAAUGCAUUCUCUGUUUUUAUUGGGCAUUUUGGAUUCCUUUUCCAAUAUGGACUGUUCAAACAAGUCAUUUACAGAACGAAAACACCCCUUUCCUCAAUGCUUACAUGAAAGGUAUUAAUAUUACAUUAAAAGGGCCUAUGAAUGAAGGAUUGAAAUGGUCUUUAAUAUAAUAAAAUGCCUUAUUUAUACAUUAGAGCAUUAUAAUUGUACAUAUUUGUGCGCACUUGAAAUAGAUACAAUUCCUUCUUUACAACACCGAGUCUCAUGAUAACGAAAUACAGGGUUUCUGACACUUUUGUUGGCAGCAAACAAAAUAUAACACAAUAAUAGGUUUUUGUCUCUGAAAUGAAUAUAAUGCUUUUUAAACCUUAUUUGAAACGUUACUACAUCUUUUAAAUUGAUUUUGCUCAAAAUCUGUUAGUUUGUAUCAAAUCUUAUUUGCUAUACCUGUUUUUUGCAUGUAUCACCAUUUAGCCAGUUAAGCAAUUAUGUAAGUUUGAUCAGUUUUACAAUGUAAGCUUUAUUGACUUGAAAGUGAAUCAAGAAGAAUAUCAUGAAAAAUAAAUAUGACUGAUUG